Messenger RNA from Guillardia theta CCMP2712, 1578 nucleotides. RefSeq lists its product as hypothetical. Gene Ontology annotation, molecular function: protein binding. The transcript has 10 exons. The record is from RefSeq and is a predicted model, not a curated record. The coding region runs from base 174 to 1136 and encodes 320 amino acids. Lineage: Eukaryota; Cryptophyceae; Pyrenomonadales; Geminigeraceae.
GGACUUUUCAUGCCAGGAGGUGCUGGUAGCCACCCUGUAGCGACGGCAUGCUCGUGUGAAAGGAGAGAGCACAGGACGACAAGACAAGGAGAGUGAAUGAGAAGCAGGAGGAGGAUUGAUUGAAGUGCCGCGGGUCAAAUAGAGCCCGCCAGGAACACACAGCACUUGCUCCAAUGGAUCUUUGGGAGGACCUCACCCGUGGCGAGCCACGUACCGCCAACAGGAUGGGUGACACGAUCGAGGAAGAACAGUGGACAACCGGUAUAUUCGGAUGCUUUGCCUGGAGGCCAGCGUGGGAAUACAACUGCCAUUUCGGAUUUUGGGGGCAGGGAAUGACAUGCCCGUGUCUGCUCUAUGGAGACAUUAAGAAGGACAUGAUGGAGAAUGAUAUGGUUACCCAGCGAUUGUAUGCUAUGGAUGGUCCAUGUUGCAAAUGUCCUCUCCAAGUUCACUCCCUUGUUCACUCGGCCAUGUGCUUGUUCUGCUUCCCAUUCAUCUCAGGAGAGAACCGUUCCAGGAUCAGGAGGCAGAAGCAAAUCCCUGGAUCUCUGGCCCGUGAUAUCUUGCUGCAUGCAUGCUGUUUUCCUUGUGCCUUGGCGCAAGAGGCCAGACAGCUUAAAGACGAUCCAUUUCAAAGCACGGACCAUACUCCUUUCCCGACGUGGAGGAGGAUUUUCAAACCCUGCUUCCCAAUGUCAAAACGAGAUGAAAGGCUGCUGACAGCUGCAGAGGAGGGAAGGGUGGAGGAUUGUAUCCGCUGGGUCACAAGUGGUGCUAAUGUGAAUGCUACAGACAAGCUGAAAAUGACCCCCCUCAUGAAGGCUUCUGCCACCGGGCAACUCAAGACUUGCGAGUACUUGCUGCAGGCAAAGGCGAAUACGAAUAUGAGGGAUCGAUCGGGAGCGACCGCUCUCUUCAAGGCUGCGCAAAGGGGAAAUCAUGAUGUGAUAAAGUUGCUUUGGAAGGCAGGAGCAAAGAUAGACAUCAAAGAUACAUAUCGGAAGACUGUGAUGGACUAUUCCACCGAUGAAACCAAGCAGCUGCUGCGUCAUUGUUACGGCAUAGUCGAGGAGAGAAAAUUGACAAGCGAAGAAGCAGCAGCCAAGAUCUUAGAGAUCGGUUAUGCAGCCCUCUAAAGGGCAUUCUUCACCCCACAUAUUUUGCAAGGCACUCGUUCACGGAUUCACCACAGAAAGGGUUCUCCUCCAAGCCCGAGCAUUGCUCAUACAAACUCAAAGAGAUUCCCUUAUCCACGUCUUGUAUCUGAUAUGUUUUGAGGGUUGAAAUGUUUGGCCAUCUCAUAUACUUAGCAACCUGGAACAUCUUGUCCUUUUGGGAGCCUUUCCCAUUGAAGUGCAGGAUUCCAGGAGCUACCUUUGGAGGUCUUGACUGGACAUAUGCAUUGCAUCCAUGCUGAAACCAAGUAUGAUGGUGUCGAUGACAUUCAGAGUACGUACUGGCGUCAAAAAUCACUCGCCCGUUGUCGAGCUUGAUCUCCUCUCCAACUCUGUAGGCAAAAGCCGAGAGAAAGAGUUUGCUGUAAUAGUCCAGCGUUACCUUAGAGUAUUUGCUUCGUGA